Lolium rigidum is the source of this 987-nucleotide messenger RNA. Its product is annotated as chlorophyll a-b binding protein of LHCII type 1-like. NCBI's taxonomy places the organism in Eukaryota, Viridiplantae, Streptophyta, Magnoliopsida, Poales, Poaceae. Bases 73 to 873 code for a protein of 266 amino acids. The transcript has 2 exons. The record is from RefSeq and is a predicted model, not a curated record. Gene Ontology annotation, biological process: response to light stimulus; photosynthesis, light harvesting in photosystem I. Gene Ontology annotation, cellular component: plastoglobule; chloroplast envelope; chloroplast thylakoid membrane.
AUCAUCUCAAUCCAUCUCCACAUUUACACCUCUCUUCGAGAACAAACAGGAGACACAGGUCUUACCACUCCAAUGGCGACCACCACCAUGUCCCUCUCCUCCUCGACUUAUGCUGGAAAGGUAGUGAAGAAUCUACCAUCUUCCACACUUUUUGGCGAGUCCCGCAUUACGAUGCGCAAGACUUCAGCGAAGGCUAAGCAGGUCUCCUCUGGAAGCCCAUGGUACGGUGCCGACCGCGUGCUCUACCUUGGUCCGCUCUCAGGUGAGCCCCCGAGCUACCUGACUGGUGAGUUCCCAGGUGACUAUGGCUGGGACACCGCUGGACUUUCCGCCGACCCCGAGACUUUCGCGAAGAACCGGGAGUUGGAGGUGAUCCACAGUCGCUGGGCCAUGCUCGGGGCACUGGGUUGUGUCUUCCCUGAGCUGCUCGCCCGCAAUGGCGUCAAGUUUGGCGAGGCUGUCUGGUUCAAGGCCGGCUCCCAGAUCUUCAGUGAGGGUGGCCUCGACUACCUAGGCAACCCUAGCCUCGUCCAUGCACAAAGCAUCCUGGCUAUAUGGGCCUGUCAGGUUGUACUCAUGGGUGCCGUUGAGGGGUACCGUGUUGCUGGUGGCCCACUUGGUGAGAUCAUUGACCCGCUCUACCCAGGUGGCAGCUUCGAUCCUCUUGGCUUGGCCGACGACCCGGAGGCAUUUGCUGAGCUAAAGGUCAAGGAACUCAAGAAUGGUCGCCUCGCCAUGUUCUCGAUGUUUGGCUUCUUUGUUCAAGCCAUCGUCACCGGCAAGGGCCCACUAGAGAACCUUGCUGACCACAUUGCUGACCCGGUCAACAACAACGCAUGGGCAUUCGCCACUAACUUCGUCCCCGGCAAAUAACUGAAGUCUCUAGGAGACUAUCGGCCCAGUGAACUGUGAUGUUGUGUAGUCUUGUUUGUACAACCACGAUGUAAAUUACGAGAAUUUUAUGUAAAGUGCGAGAUUCUCCCACUA